AACAACCGUCGCAUUAUUUUUAUUUAUUUAGUAAUAAUAAUACUUUGACCGUGUUUAUAUAUAUUAGUUACAGGACUGAAUAGCGUUUGGUUUCUACUAUAACUGUAACAUCAUCGACAAACAUUUUACGAUUUUAGUCUUAUAAACAAUUGGAGAAAUUAUGCCAUUUUCGAACUCACCAUCUGAAAAUGCAUAUUCUUACCCAAACAGUAAUGUAUCGUCGACUGAAGAAACGCAAGAAGCAACUCAAAGAACUCCAUUACCCUCACAGAUAAGACUAAAAUAUGACCGAGACUUCAUUCUUAAGUUACAAUAUAAAGAAGCUUCCCUCACCAAACCUGUUGGACUUCCAGACUUACCGGAAAUAUUAUUCAAGAAACCACAAAUUCCGAAGCAACUUAAAUACAACAAAAUACGGCGAGACAUCAUACCGUUUAAAUGUUCUAAGAAUAUGAAAUCUGUGGAUGAAUAUGUGAAUGAUUCGGAGGACGAAGAACUUAAUACGAAAAUGAAGAAUAUUGCAAGCAGACUAGCACCGGAAAAAUAUAAAUCCGUUUUAUCACAGAUACGUGAUAUUCAAAUUGAUAAAGAGAGUAAAUUGGUAGCUAUCAUGAAUCUUUUGUUUGAAAAGGCAACGAGUGAUCCGAUGCUUUCUACGGCGUAUGCUUACGUAUGUCGGUGUCUGACUUUGAAGAGAGUUCCAUCAAUUCACUGCCACAAGGAAGUGGUGAAUGUCCAUAAAGUUCUUAAUAAGAAAUGUCAAAAGGAAUUCGAAAAAUACCAAGUUGAAGAAGCAAUGUUGAAUAAGAAAUUGCAGCAAAUUGAAGACACCGACAACAAUAUAGAAAAACUGAAAUUUCAAAAGGAACUUGUGAAGGAUAUUGAAAUUUUCAAAAGGAAAUCACAAGCAAACGUUCGGUUUCUUUGUGAAUUGUUUAAACUUGGUGUGUUGAGGGAAAACACGAUGCAGAAAUAUAUUAAAAAGAUGCUUCAGUCUUUAUCAGAGAAUAGUUUGGAAAGUGUGUGUCUGUUGUUCAAUACAAUUGGUGAGAGACUUGAUACGGGAAAGAAGUUUAAAAUGGAUGUGUAUUUCAUUCAAUUAAAAAGCAUCGCAGAAGAGAAUUCGACUCCUAACAGACUGAAAUUGAUGAUCGAAAACCUAAUUAGUUUACGUGAAAAUCAAUGGAACCAAAAAGAGGCUGAGAACCAUACAAAGCAAAAAGGAAUUACAAGUGUAAAAGACAGUAUGAAAGAGGAAACCCUGAAGGUGAUGGCAAAUAGCUACUAUGAGAACAAGGUCAAAGAUAUUUACCAAAACGGUGACGGUUCCGUUGCUUCUAACAUGGGAGAUAUAUUCUCAAGCGAUCCUGGGACUAAAACUAGUUCUUCAUAUCAACAGCCACAACAACAACAACAGCAGCAGCAACAACACAUCAAAGAGGAGUACGUGAAACCUGGUUAUAUGAAAAUCUUCGAUAUUGAUGCUCAAAACAAAUGUAUGGAUUUGACUCAGCUUGAGAGGAAAUAUUGCAAUUUGGUCUACGACGGCACAACCAGAGCAUCUGCCAGGGGAGAUGUGAUGGUGCCAAACUGUAGCCCAAACAUCAUUCGAGAAACCAAAGAAGCUGUUUAAUAAUAGGUUCGCUGCUGAUGCAUGGAUUCUGUUAUUGUCGAAAGAUGUCAAUCGGUGGUGAGACGGAGAAAUGCGAAAUCUAAUUGAGCUUCGGCAGAUAUAUAUAUAUAUAUCAAGGAUCUAAUUAGAGAAAGAGAAAGAGAGAGAGAGAGAGAGAGAGAGAGAGAUAGGGAGGGAGCUAAUGGUAAGGCUAAUGAAUACAUUCCUUUACUAACUUUUUAAUUAUUAGUAAUCUCUUUAUUUUUCCAAAGAGACAAAGAUAUUUGAAAUUUUAUGAAAUUUUAUG
This is a messenger RNA of Octopus sinensis (East Asian common octopus), 1919 nucleotides long. Its product is annotated as eukaryotic translation initiation factor 4 gamma 3-like. The record is from RefSeq and is a predicted model, not a curated record. The coding region runs from base 161 to 1633 and encodes 490 amino acids. The transcript is spliced from 2 exons. Gene Ontology annotation, molecular function: mRNA binding; translation initiation factor activity; protein binding. Gene Ontology annotation, cellular component: eukaryotic translation initiation factor 4F complex. NCBI's taxonomy places the organism in Eukaryota, Metazoa, Mollusca, Cephalopoda, Octopoda, Octopodidae.